This is a messenger RNA of Ostrinia nubilalis (European corn borer), 1089 nucleotides long. RefSeq lists its product as uncharacterized. The record is from RefSeq and is a predicted model, not a curated record. NCBI's taxonomy places the organism in Eukaryota, Metazoa, Arthropoda, Insecta, Lepidoptera, Crambidae. Bases 1 to 1089 code for a protein of 362 amino acids. The transcript has a single exon.
AUGGUUGUGGCCCGUAUCAGGGCGGUGGGCCUGGAAGUGGCCCCCCAUAAGACCGAGGCCCUAAUGUUUCACGGGCCUCGGAGCGGACCGCCACCAGGUGCCCACCUCAAUAUAGAGGGUGUCCGUGUACGGAUAGGGGGCCAGAUGAAAUAUCUGGGCCUAGUGUUAGACGGGCGGUGGAAUUUCCACGCCCAUUUCGAGGGUCUGGCCCCCAAACUUACAGGGGCGGCAGCUGCAUUGGGCAGACUGCUGCCUAACACGCGGGGCCCCAGCGUGAGCUGUCGCAAACUCUACGCUGGGGUUAUAAAGAGUAUGGCCCUAUACGGGGCUCCCAUAUGGGUGGGUUCUCUCGACAGAGAGAACCGGGCUGCUCUGCGGCGCCCGCAGCGCACCAUCGCUUUGCGGGCGAUAAGAGGGUACCGCACCGUAUCACACGGUGCGGCGUGCGUUUUGGCCGGGCUCCCCCCAUGGGAACUCGAAGCAGAGGUCCUCGACGUGGUCUAUCAGUUCAGAACGUCGAGGCGCGAGGCAGGGGAGCGCCCGGCAUACGAGGAGGUGGAGCGCGUCCGCGAGCUUGCCCGAGAGGAGCUUCUGCGGCGCUGGGAGCGAGAGCUGGUGGACUGCCGCUAUGGCGUGAGAACCAUAGAGGCGAUCCGCCCGGUCCUGGACCAGUGGGUGCAUCGGAGGCACGGCUUCCUCACCUAUCGUCUGGUGCAGGUGCUAACCGGACACGGAUGCUUCGGUUGGUACCUGCAUCUGAUCGGUAGAGAGCCGAGCCCUGAAUGUCACGAGUGCGGCGCUGCGGAAGAUACGGCUCAGCACACCCUUGAGGUGUGCCCAGCAUGGGUUCAGCAGCGCCGGGCUCUGACUGCGGUGACUGGUCCGGACCUCGCGCUCCCCAGCGUCGUGGUUGCGAUGCUCCUGGGCGAGAGCGCGUGGAACGCCAUGGUCUCCUUCUGCGAAGAGGUGAUGCUGCAGAAGGAGACCGCGGAACGGGCUAGGGAAAUAGAUCCCGAAGCCCACGCGCUCCGGCGCAGACGGCCGGGGGGAAGAAGGAGGAGAUUCGCUCGCCUCCUUCCGCCUCCCUAG